AUGAGCUACACGGGCCGAGGCCUCAGCGCCGAGGAGAUCGAACAAUACUCUGGGGACAAGGUUGUCGCGACAUCGAUCAUUUUUGCGAUCUUGACAUCGAUAUUUCUGGGUCUGCGUUUCUAUUCCAAGAGCCUCAUGCGCUCCCGUUCUGGCUGGGAUGAUAUAUUGCUCGUGGCUGCGUAUCUUUUCAACGUAGGCCUGUGCGCUGUUGGUAUCGCGAUGACCAAACUCGCCGGCGUAGGGCGGCAUGAGGAAUGGGUCAGGUUGAACGACCCCUCUCAGAUUGUCCGCUGGGCGCAGUUCGUGCUGGUGUUCCAGUUCCUCCACUUCACCGGCGUCGGCCUGCCGAAAAUAGCAAUUCUCUUCUUUUACAUCCGAGUGUUCAACUGGAAGGGUAGGAUGCUGGCGACCUGUUACGCGACCAUGGGACUCCUCGUUGCUACCUGGCUGGCGUGUGACCUCGCCGCUUGCUUCCAGUGCAGACCGCUCGCCUUCUGGUGGGAUAAUGCCAUUCCGGGAGGGACAUGCUUCAAUGUUCAGAAUUUCUACCGCGCGCAAGCCAUCACGAGCCCGAUCUUGGACACCAUAGUGCUCAUAUUACCUGUGAGGUCGAUAUGGGGCCUAAACUUGCCGGAGCGCAAGAGAAUUGAGUUGCUACUUGUGUUCGGCGUGGCAAGUGUUGGGCUGGUAGCAUCCAUCGUCCGCGUUCAAAUUUUCUUUACUACCGCCGCCUUCAAAGAUCGAACUUGGGCAUCGGUGGACCUCUGCGGCUGGUCUGUCAUUGAAGUUGGAACAUAUAUCAUUACAGCCUGUCUUCCUGAAAUGAAGCCAUUGGUACCUUUCCUCAUGCCGACGCGACUGGUGGCCAAAGUACGGAGCAUGAUCACGAUCUCAAGUACCGCAGGCCCCAAUCCGACGAAAAAGGCCCGCCUACCAGACUACCAGACCGAGCUGCCUUCGCUUGUUACUCACGACAGCAACAAUACAGGGCCUUGCGAGCGUGAAGGGCCCUGGGAUGGGACAUUUCGGGAUCUAAGACACUCGGUGUCUCAAACUGGCCAGGAGGAAGUAAGACCGCAUAAACAGGAAAUAAUUGAGAGAACAGAAUGGGAAAGUGAUGGAGGCUUGACGAUCCUUGUCACUCGAACUACUGAGGUGACCGUUGAUACGCUCGGUUCAUUUGACAGACCGUGGGAGUAUCUAGGUCCGUCGAUCGGAAGUCCCACCAUCGGAAGCGGGUAA
Molecule: messenger RNA, 1242 nt
Organism: Diaporthe amygdali
Lineage: Eukaryota; Fungi; Ascomycota; Sordariomycetes; Diaporthales; Diaporthaceae
Exons: 3
Coding region: 1-1242 (413 amino acids)
Source: RefSeq, a predicted model, not a curated record